This is a messenger RNA of Brugia malayi, 951 nucleotides long. RefSeq names its product Thyroglobulin type-1 repeat family protein (gene Bma-test-1). The record is from RefSeq and is a predicted model, not a curated record. Bases 1 to 951 code for a protein of 316 amino acids. Gene Ontology annotation, molecular function: calcium ion binding. Gene Ontology annotation, biological process: establishment of protein localization to extracellular region. Lineage: Eukaryota; Metazoa; Nematoda; Chromadorea; Rhabditida; Onchocercidae. The transcript has 9 exons.
AUGUACUCCGCUAGCAUUCUCCUCUUCUUUCUUCAUUUUCAUUCCAGUAAUAUUUAUACUUUUGGAAAUGAAAUUACUUCAAAUACUACUAAAAUAUGGACUAUAUAUUAUCCACAUCAAUUUGAUAGAAAUAAGCACUGCCAUACGUUACGUUGUUCAAGUGAUGAAUUAUGCGUCGUAAACGAGAAAACAGCACGUUGCGUGAAAAAUGAUAAACUUCACGAUGUAGAUGGUUUUCAUGUUGAUUUUACAAGUGGUAAAUUAAUUUAUCAUGAUGAUCAGGAGAAAAGCCAUUACAGAAAUAGUCGUAUUCAAUCAUCAAAACAUAAACAUGAACAUUUGCCGCGACACUAUGAGCACAUCGAAACGACAAAUUAUGAAUGUGACGAGAAGAAAUUACAUAGUAUUGGUGGGCGCUUAUUGCAAUGGUUCAGUGAGAUGCAUAAAUUAGCAACUAUCGAUUCCGGAUUACCGCUGCACAAACAUAAGACAAUGUGCCGUAAGGAUGUUGCAUGGAUGUUCCAACAAUGGGAUGGUAAUAAUGAUGGGGAAUUGAGCAUAAAGGAAUUAAUUCCAUUAGAAACAGAUUUAAACGAGAAAUGUCUAAAAGCAUACAUUGAUCGCUGUGAUACGGAGCCAGGCAAUGAUAAUGUGAUAACAUUAGACGAGUGGUGUGAUUGCUUUGCUUGGGCUGAUAAUGAUCGCCAUGAACCACCAUGUCAUGCAGCAAAACAUCAACAAGAUCCACAUUUAUUGGGUACCUUUCAUCCACGUUGUACAUUAGAAGGAUAUUAUAAGGCAGAGCAAUGUCAUGAGAAUUUCUGUUGGUGUGUUGAUAAAUAUGGUCGAGAAUUUGAUAACUCACGGGUAAUGGGUGGUCUUCCGGAUUGCGGACAAUAUGCGACUGAAAUGGAUGAGAAUGAAAAGGAAGAACUUAUGGCGGAAUUAUGA